Molecule: messenger RNA, 747 nt
Organism: Elaeis guineensis (African oil palm)
Lineage: Eukaryota; Viridiplantae; Streptophyta; Magnoliopsida; Arecales; Arecaceae
Source: RefSeq, a predicted model, not a curated record
AUAAAGUAAGCCGCUUCCGGCAUCGCACGUGGGACGACCCCACUAACGAUCGAUGGAUGUCCAGGCUCCAUAUUGAGCCAUCAUCCAUCAUCAUUCUUCCUUGCAGCCUCAGAGCCAUCUUUUGCUCUCUCUCUCUCUCACUCUCAAGCAUAGUUAUGGAGAAGAGUAGGUCCUUCCCCGAGUAUUCGUACUCGUCCUCCUAUUCCGGUGGGUUGGGGUACGAGGGCCGCCCCAACUCCUACAGCUUCAACGGGCCGAACGGGAAGCACGACGGCUUCGCCAGCUCCAGCGAUCCCGAGCUCAAGCGCAAACGCCGGGUGGCGGCCUACAACGUCUUCACCACCGAGGCCAAGCUCAAGUCCUCCGUCAGGAACAGCGUCAAGUGGAUCAAAACCAAGUUCACCAACAUCCGCUACGGCAUCUGAACUUCUCCCAUCUCUCUCUCUCUCUCUCUUUCUCAUGUUUUAAAAUCUAGGCUAUAUAUUUAUAUGAUGAUGAUGAUGAGUGUCAAAUGGGUUUGUGCAUGGUUUUGGGGUCGCGAGGCUGGCUCCUGAUUGAAGGGAAUCAGGUGCUCGUCGGACAUGUCUUGAAUUCAAUAAUUGGAUUCAGGUAAUAUAUGUGGAGAGGCGGACGUGGUGAUGAUAGAAUUGCGUGUGAGAAUCUUGUGAUAUGUUUCGAUAGUUUGUAAUAUUUGCAUGCAUAUGCCAUAUGUGAAAUUAAUUAUAUAGCUGGAUCAAAGGUUUCGGC